CCGUCGGUCGAGCACACGGGAGGAGAGAGCCAGUGAACCUGCAAUUACUCCAACCGCCGCAGGCCAUUGUCGGAAGGCUCAGUGUGUGGUGACUCCUUCAAACCGUGUUUUUUCAGCUCCAUCCUCCAGUGUUCUGUUCAAGUGCAAAUCCGACAAAUUUCCCUAAAAAAGCACAAUGGCAGCCAGUCUGAAGAACCGUUUGGGAGUCCAGGAAGUGACGGACGUGAAGAGCGGGUUGGGCAAAGCGCUCGUUGCCGAGGCUCUGGGCACGCUCUUCAUCAACUUCUUCGGGUGCCUCAGCGCCGUCAACCUGGUCGAACCCCAGGCCGCACCUAACCUCGUCCUCAUCGCCCUUACUUUUGGAUUUAUAGUCUUCGUCGCUGUCCAGUCCGUGGGACAUGUGAGUGGUGCUCACAUCAACCCUGCCAUCACCGUUGGGCUUCUCGUGACCGGCAAAGUUACGAUCAUUAGGGCUUUCCUCUACAUCGUCGUCCAAGUCCUCGGCGCCAUCGCUGGCUCAGCCAUCCUCAGGGCACUGACACCCUCCUCAUACGACGGAGGUUUCGGGGUCAACAAGCUCGCCAACAACUUGACUCCCAUUCAGGGACUCGGAAUUGAAUUCAUCCUUGGAUUUAUCUUGGUUCUCGUCGUCUUCGGAGUGUGCGAUGCCAACAGACAGCACACACAAACUAUUGCUGCCCUCACCAUUGGUCUGACCGUCGCUGCUGGACAUCUUGCCACGAUUGACUUCACUGGAACAGGAAUGAACCCUGCUCGUUCUUUCGGAGCUGCUGUCAUUGAAUCUUUCUGGGAAAACCACUGGGUAUUCUGGGUCGGACCAAUCUUGGGAGGAAUUGCUGCCAGUUUGCUCUACACCUACACUCUUGCUGCCCCUGCUGCUGGAGAAUACAGCCCAGUCAAUGUUGAAGAGAAAGAGCUGAAAUCUGUUGAAACUGCAAAUAACUAAACUGGCAGUAUUGCGUUUUCACAAUUAUCGAAGAUCUCCACAAACAAGUGACCAAUGACCAAGUGGGUUUGUCCACACACUUGCUAAUGACAAUGAAAAUUGAUAAUGUACCUUGAACAGAACUUUAAUGAUUAAGGUUUAUUUAUUAUUUUUUUCGCUUUAUGACUAAGUUUGUAAUGUUCAGACUUUUUUAAUGAGAAAAGUAUUUUAGAAUUUUAUGUAAGUACCAAGAAUUAGUCUAAGAUUUAAUAAUAUGACUUGAAAUCAAAGAGACCUUUCCCAACGUUUACAGUUUACAGUUUUUAAUGACAAAUUUUUUUAAAAUAAAGAGUUCUCCAUUACUUGUUUUAAGAUGCAAAUCUACUUUUCCACAAAUCACAAAAAUUUUACGAUUGAUGUACAUAAAAUGUGUAAAUAUAUAAAUAAAAAUAUAUUUAAUGUUAGGGAUUUUUAUCAUAUGUUAUUAGAAAAAGCUGACAUGAACAAUUUUUAACAUUUACUAUCCAUCAAGUAGAAAGAAAGAUAAUAAUGGAACACGAUUUGAAGAAAAUGAAUUUUAAAAAAAGAAUUUUCUUCUUUGCACUCAAUCUCCUAUAGAGAAAUCAGAGGAUCAAAAUUACUGAUUCAUGGUGAGGUUGAGAAAUUUUGUUGUGCAGAAGAAGGAAACGCGCACGUAUGCUCAGAAGAAAAAAAGAAAAUUGCAUUUUUAGUGAAAUUAUGAAGAAAAACUGUGUUCCAUUUUCUUUCUCAUUAAGCUGCCAAUAAUUUAAUGGAGUGUUAUCACUUUUAAUUCUCAGUUUGUUUGUGGUUUGUAUUUUAAUAUAUUUUUCCUCUAUCUUAGUAUAAUUUUUUAUUGCUGUUUGCUUCCUACUUACUGAUUACUUCCACUUUUGGAAAAUAAUACACUUACAGGAAAGAAUCACAAAAUAUAACUUACUUGAUUUAUAAUCAUCUUAAAAUUUCAUUGCGUUUAAUCGCUCAUAGCAUUUGUUUAAUUCCUUCAUUGUCAGAUUACAUUCCUGAACAUUGCAAUAGUAGAUGGGACUUAAUUUUGGCUAAUUCUAAAAUACUAUCAAUAGCUUCAUUCCAGCAGUUAAGUCUUAAAAUUCUGAAGCAAGAAAAUUUUACAAUCUGGAAGAGUCCAAGAAAUAGGGUUGUUACUUUAUACUUAUUGGAGACCUAGUCUGUCAGCUUUUCUGCCGAGGACUGUACUGCAAAAUCUUUUUACCUUCGUAUGUUUCUAUGGUCCCUAUUUCUUCUUGUAGUCCCUUUUUUCCAGGACAUUUUUUUACAUGACUUUGUACAAUUUUGUACCUCAUUGAAAACUGAAAUAAAACUAUUGCUGUUUCAAAUUAAA
Bemisia tabaci is the source of this 2324-nucleotide messenger RNA. It is a transcript of the gene Prip, whose product is annotated as aquaporin prip. Gene Ontology annotation, molecular function: channel activity. The record is from RefSeq and is a predicted model, not a curated record. Gene Ontology annotation, cellular component: plasma membrane. NCBI's taxonomy places the organism in Eukaryota, Metazoa, Arthropoda, Insecta, Hemiptera, Aleyrodidae. Gene Ontology annotation, biological process: transmembrane transport.